Molecule: messenger RNA, 2796 nt
Organism: Pimephales promelas (fathead minnow)
Lineage: Eukaryota; Metazoa; Chordata; Actinopteri; Cypriniformes; Leuciscidae
Source: RefSeq, a predicted model, not a curated record
GUAACGUUAGGUCUACUAUGGGGCUGUGUCGAUAAAAUGACCUUUAUUGUGGAUUUAUUAUAAAUGUAUAUAAUGUAACUUACGUUACAUGUUACAUACGACGUGUCACCCGCGCGGUUUGAAAUUCAAAUUUCUCUUGGAUCUAGCAGCUAACGUAUGAUGAUAGGCUUUCUAUGCUUUGCCACGAGAAUGGUUUUAUUCGUUUUUUAACGUUUAGCCAACAAUAAACUUGUAAAAUAAUUGCCCCCUUCUCGGUUUUACCUCAUUACUCCUAUGUAAAAAACCCAUGUAACGUUAGGCUACUUUGAAAACAGCGCAGACAGGUAACUAACUUACAGCCUAGCCUACUAAUCGUUCUGAUGGUAAUGUAAAAACAGUAGCAGCUACACGAUGAUUACAAUCAAAAUUACAGUACAUUAUUUCAAAUAUCAACCUCGACAAGCGUCAUGUAACGACAAGUGCAGUUACCAUCGCCUUAAUUGCAUAAUAACCUAAAUGUAAGUUAGCAGCUAACUGUUUGUGUUAGCUCUUACAAAUGAGAUUAACUUGUUUGCGCUUUCAGCUCGUGCCUUGCUUUGAAAAUGAUGUCAAAAUAAUUGUUUAGCCACCAGAAGUAUUCAGUUGUGUAUUGUAGUUGGUUUUCAGAGCUGCAAUAUCAACAUGCCUAUGAUGGAGAAAGCAGUUUGGGUGAUUCUGCUAAUGAGGUCAUUGAUUGCACUCAGUAAGUCGACUAAACUGAACGUCCCCAAGCUGCUGUUACCUCUCAGCGUUCAUGUGCCUGUAAACAUCACACUGACAGUACAGAGAGGAUGCUACAAAUGGGUGUCCUCUAAGCCUGAGAUUGUCAGGGUGCAUCCUCUUUCUGCACUCAGCCCUCCGGCUCCGCUGCCCCUCUCUUCCUGCAGUCAGCAGUGCUUGGUGUCAGCUCUGUCCCUUUCUGUCCCUAUUCGUAGUGUGGUCCAAGCACAAGACCCUGUGACAGGUCAUAUUUUGCGCUGUGAUGUCAUCAUUGAUCGGAUUGAAAGGAUUAAGAUCGUCACGACUGCUCGACAGCUUUUUACCGACAACCCCCCACUGCAGUUAUCUGUCCAGGCAUUUGACUCUGAAGGAAAUACUUUUAGCUGUCUGGCUGGUUUGAAAUUUAAUUGGUGGCUGGCGAAGGAGUCUGAUGCAAUACAGGCAGUGAGGUUUGUGCGGCAUCACGAUGCCGGGUACGUCCCCCCACCUCAUAUCCUGUCUCUAGAGGAAGUUGGUCAGAGGGAUGAGACUGUCCUGCUGUACUGGAUUCACAGUGGUUCAGCACUUAUAGAAGCUUCUUUUCUACACUCAGAACAUAUGCAUGUAGAAGCAGCCAGUGUGACUUUGUUUGUGAUAGACAGACUACACCUGAGUCCAGCUGGAGAUACAUACCUGCUACAGGGAUCCACAAUCAGAUACAGUCUGUGGAACACGGAGCAUGGAGGAGAGACUGAGGUCACUCUCUCUGAGGAGGGAUACGGCCUGGUUGUGGAUGGAUGCAGGGGCAGGAUGUACCAACAUGACAUCAUCUGUGUUGAGCGUGAAACAGCAACAGUCACCGCCCUCAAGCCGGGUCAUGCGAUACUAUCAGUUGAACACAACAAUCUGCCCCCUGAAAUAAUGUCGCAACUCCCUCGCACUUCUGUAUAUGUGGUGAAGCCCAGCUAUAUGACAUUGAGUGUUGAGGAGGAAGAGGACAGGUGGGUGUUGGAGACAGGGCGGAGGUAUUAUUUGACUGUCCGUAUCCAUGACAGCGAGGGCCAUGUGGUUCACCUGUCACAGAAUGUGGUGAUUGCUGUGGAGGAGACUGAGGGGUUAGUGACACUCGAGUCUUUGUCUGAUCCAUCCUGCCAUCUCCUGCAGACCAUCAUGAAAGGAAAGACUUUAAUACAGGCCUCACUUUAUAGCAUCGUCUCUGAGGAUGGUGAAGAGUGGCCUGUCAUCCCACCAAUCAGAGUGCGACAGGAAGUCGAAAUCUACAACCCUCUAACCCUUCAGCCCUCUGUGAUUGUGUUUCCGUGGCAAACCAACAAUAAGCUGUAUCAGCACAAAAUUCAGGUGGAGGGAGGAAGUGGCUCUGUGAAAUGGGAAGUGUCUGAUAGUGGAAUUGCCACAGUUACAGUAAAAGGGGUGGUCCUAGUAUUAAAGAGGAGGGGCCAGGCAGAAAGAUUCCAAAAACAUCCUACAUAAAGUAGUUGGGAAGGUGAUGGUUGUAAGGCCUGGCCGUUUGCAGCUAAUUCCUCAGAGGCGAUUGUCAUGUGGCGGACAGGAUUGAUAUACCCUUGGCUCUUUGGGGCAUUCAGGAGGCACCAAACACCUGCUCUCAGACACGUUAUGUAUUUGAUACACAUUCAAACACUCACAGGAGCACCAGUACAAAUUCUCUGGCAAACUUCUUUGAUACAAAAAAUCCUGAAUGUGGAGAAUCUCUACUGGAGGACAGAAAUCUUGUGGCCAUCACAGACUGCUCUCAACUCUCUGGACGUUCACACUGAACCUUCCGGCAUCUUUACACACAUGUCAGGAUCAUUGCCUCCAGGUUCUGAAUUCUGUGGAGGGGUCCGAAUGGAGGCUCUUUCACAAGGACACGCUGUUGUUACCAUCACAGUGGUAACAGAGGCAUGCAACAUCAUCAGUGAGACGACAACACUGGUGGCCUACAGCCCUCUUAAAGUAUGCUGUUUGUGUGUGCGCGUAUGAUUUGUGUCGCUUGUGCCUGAGGUUCUUCUCUCGGUGGGCUCAUCUCAUGUGGUUAUAUUCAAGGGGGGGCCUCAGCCC